AUGUCUUGUUUCUUAACUUGCGUCCGUUUCGACGACUCAAUCACGACGACCACCACCACCGACAACAAACAACCCACGAUUACAGGAUCUGUCUCUGUCUCCGGUGUGACCUGUUACACCUGGGACGAUGUCGAAUCUCUCACUUCCAAUUUCUCUAGACUCAUCGGCUCCGGCGGCUACAGCAGCAUCUACUUAGCUCGUUUGUCCGGCUCAACCAAAGCCGCUCUCAAAGUUCAUGCCGGUAGCCACCGUCUCUACCAAGUCUUUAGAUCCGAGCUCGAAAUCUUGCUCCGUCUUCAACAUCCUCACAUUGUUAAACUCCUCGGUUACUUCGACGAUUCAGAAGAAAGUGGUGCGCUUUUACUAGAAUACCUUCCUCAAGGGAACCUCCAAGAGAAGCUAAACCGCAACAGCAAACAAGUGUUACCAUGGAGAAACCGAACCGCGAUUGCGUUUCAGGUUGCGCAAGCCAUCGAACACAUUCACGAGAAAUGCAUCCCUCAGAUUGUGCACGGAGACAUCAAAUCCUCAAACAUACUCCUUGACAAGCAUUUCAACAGCAAGCUCUGCGAUUUCGGAUCAGCCAAAGUCGGUUUUUCGUCAAUGGUUCAGCCUUGUACAACGACGUCAACGUCUUCGCCUCGGUCCAAGCAAGUGACGAUGAUUGGCUCUCCAGGGUACACUGAUCCUCACUACUUGAGAACAGGGAUUGCUUCCAAGAAGAUGGACAUGUAUGGGUUUGGAGUUGUGCUUCUUGAGUUGGUUUCGGGUAAAGAAGCUGUUAGUGCUGAGAGAGGUGAGAUGCUUGUGCAUGCAGCAGCUCCGUUGCUUGAUUCGAGUGCAGAGAUUGGAGAAGAGAAAGUGAGACAGUUCUUGGAUCCGAGGUUGUUUAAGGACAGUAGUCUUGAUUUGGAAGAGGUUAAGACAAUGCUCUGUGUGGCUGCUUUCUGUCUUCGCAGCGCGCCUUCUCUCAGACCAUCAGCUUCUCAAGUAGUCCAAACUCUUGUCAAGAAGAUCCCGUCUCUGUCUUAUCUCGGUUGUGGUAAAGAAGAGUGA
Messenger RNA from Microthlaspi erraticum, 1056 nucleotides. The record is from the annotation of a GenBank genome assembly. Lineage: Eukaryota; Viridiplantae; Streptophyta; Magnoliopsida; Brassicales; Brassicaceae.